Nomia melanderi (Alkali bee) is the source of this 8525-nucleotide messenger RNA. Its product is annotated as nicotinamide mononucleotide adenylyltransferase. Gene Ontology annotation, molecular function: nicotinamide-nucleotide adenylyltransferase activity; nicotinate-nucleotide adenylyltransferase activity. Lineage: Eukaryota; Metazoa; Arthropoda; Insecta; Hymenoptera; Halictidae. The record is from RefSeq and is a predicted model, not a curated record. Gene Ontology annotation, biological process: NAD+ biosynthetic process.
CGACUCAAGCGGUUAUGCAUUACAUAAUCAGCAAAAAUAAAUGAUGCAGGAAAGUGAAUAAAUUUUUAGUGUCAUCGCAAUUUGCCAUGUUGAAAACGAUUUCUCAACUGACUACCGCAGUAUCACCUUUUCAAGUAUGGCUGAAACGUCAGCCAGUGUGCAGCUUGUACUGUGCGGUCGUAUGUUUCGGUGGUUCGUGUAACGAUUUAUUUCGCGUUAUUACGCAUCGUGCUAAAUGUUCCGCGAUUCGGCUGCACAACGCUUCGAGACUGAGGAGUAGUCAGUCAAACGGAAAUUGUGUCAGCACAUGCAGCGGAGUAGAAAAAGGCGAAAUGGCACCAACGCGUGUUAUUCUUAUGUCGUGUGGCAGUUAUAACCCUCCAACCAAUAUGCACUUGAGAAUGUUUGAAAUUGCCAGAGAUCACCUCCAUCGAAUGGGAACGCAUAUUGUGGUUGGCGGUGUUAUAUCUCCAGUACAUGAUGCAUAUGCUAAAAAAGAAUUGGCAAGCGCAACUCAUAGAUGUGCUAUGUUAAAAUUGGCCUUACAAAAUAGUGAUUGGAUUCGAUUGAGCACUUGGGAGACCAGGCAAAAUGGAUGGACGAAAACUAGAAUUAGUUUACAGCAUCACCAAAAUUUGUUAAACUCUGUUAUAUUUGAUCCUAAUACUUUGAAUCAUAUAUCCAGUGAAGAUUUGGAAUGGAUACCUGAAAAUGUGAAAAAUAGUUCUGAUCGUACUCCAAUUCAAAUUAAAUUGCUCUGUGGUGCUGAUUUAUUAGAAAGUUUUGGAACAUAUGAUCUUUGGGCUGAAGAAGAUAUUGAUGCGAUUGUUGGUGAACAUGGUCUUGUAGUUAUUACCAGAGAGGGAUCUAAUCCCAACAAAUUUAUUUAUGACUCAGAUAUUCUCUCCAGGCAUAUGCACAAUAUAUACAUAGUAACUGAAUGGAUUCCAAAUGAAGUUAGCUCAACUAGAAUACGGAGGGCACUAAAGCGGGGCGAGAGUGUCAGGUAUCUCCUACAAGAUGCUGUGAUUGAUUAUGUCUAUAAACAUGGGAUUUACGAUGCGAAGACAUCAGCGUCCACAAUUAAGUUGGAACUGACCUCGCCGAACGCGAAUAAUUACUUGACCAUUGAUUCCAAGUAUCAAAGCACGUUUCUUACGCCGUCGCCUAGCGACGUAACCAUGGAAUCCCCGAGUCCGAUCGAAAUAAUAUCCAUCGACGUGCCGGACACGGUACUGCGUAAGAAUAUCCAGAACGCGGGCGGCACGGGCUCCCGUCACGGGGGCCUCGAAGAGGCCCGCGAAAAGUUCAUAAACGCCCUAGUCGCGGAGAACGGUAACGGCAAGCACUUAACCACCGCGAAGGCCGCGUACCCGGGUCUCGCAAAACAGAUCAUCGCCACCGAAACCGGCGAGUCGCAGAUCCUCGACGAGGUAGGUUUCGUUGACGAUGAUAGGAGAGGCAGGAAGAGGGUCGUUAGAGUCCAGCCACGGUCCAGUCAGGUAGAACAGGCGUCCCCGAGCGUCGCCACCUCGUCGAAUAACGAGGACGCCGCGGUACAGGUCCCCAAAAGCCAAAGCGUCGAGCCUAGGGAUCUCUUAGACGAGAAUAAAACCCGAACGGCGCCCGAAGGCGACACACUGGGAUUAACCGACGGCAAACCGGCCGAUCGUAAAUCUUCGGUGUCGUCUUCGGGCGUCCCCGUAUCAGUAGAUAACAGCGGUCGUCACGAGUGCGCUUUGUCAGACUUCAGCGUAGACAAAGAGGAUUACAGACUCACGCGGUAUGGCUUAGAUGCCGCGCUGGAUGACGAGGCGCACGAGCAGAGUGAGGAUCCUGCCAUGGGUGAGCAGCCUGAUCGUCAGGAAGGUGUCGAGUUCGGAGAAAAUUUCCCAAACGAUAGCGCGAGAUGUUCCAAUACCCAGGUCCUGGUCCUUGUUAGCGCCAUGAUCCACAAUCCCUUCGAGAAAGAGGGCGCGGCAACUUUGAUCUUGGAAGAGAACGGGGUUCACAGUAAAGGGGAGAUUACGAUAUUCAAGGGUGAGUCCGAUGGGAGUAUCGAUAAGGUUUUAUUGGUACAGUCGCCUGUGCCGUCCUCGAUCAGCGACGAGAGUACGGUUAAGAUUCAGGAAAUCGUUGACGAUCCUUCGGAGCCCUUGGAAUCGAAACCGGAGGGUCAAAUAGGUUCGGAUGAGACGUCCAACAAGCGGGACGUGAACCUCGAAAUCGAUGGUAAGUAUCUGAAGUCUGUGGUGAACUCUCGUAAGAGUCCUAGGAAGACGAAGAACGGUCAGAUGCGAUUACACAGCGAGGAUGCAGAGAAGCAAAUGAAGGAUGACAAUGAGACAGAAAAGAAGAACACUGAUUCGUAUACGCAGUCCGAAGAAACCGUCUACCAAACGUUGUCGGAGACUUCUUCGAAGAUUUCUUCAAAGAUAAAGAGUCCCAGGAAAGAAGGAAAGUCGUCUCGAUCCCAGAAAUCGAGCAGCACUUCUAAGACUUACGAGUCUGCGAUCAGUGACGAGAGAUCGAAGAAGGAUUCAUCGAUGACUCAAUAUUACACGCCGUUGAAAGGGAGCUUGGACUCCGUGAUCGUCACCAGCGAUUCGAGAACAGUCUCUAGGCGGCGAGUAAAGGCCAACGAGACUUUUUCAAAGAAAUCUAAGAGCUACGAGUCGAUCAAAAAGAUUCAAGAAGUGUGCUACGAAGAUUCCAAAGCUGACAGCACUUCCCAGCUAAUCACGGCCAAUGAACUGGACAUGCAAACCGAUGAGUUUUGCUCGGUUUGCUGUUACGUAAAUGAGAUGUCUUUGAGGACGGAAGAGGGCAUCGCUAGUCCCAAUCAAGACAAUUUCUAUACACUGCAGUCGAACUGCAGUUCUCUUGCGGACGAGGACUCUACGGAGUGCGAUAUCUGCAGCUCCUGGAACCUCCAAGAGUCCACUGAUGUCUUGGACAGAAGGCUUCCUGCAAAUGAAUGUGAUCAGCUCUGCGAGGUCUGCGAAAUCUGCGGCGAAAUAUGCACAACUUACAAUCCUGAUCAAGAAGUCUUCCCUUCGAGAGAUCCCAGAGAUCACAGUCGGAUAAUCGAGUCUUCCUCGAGAAGUCUUCCUAAGAACAGCUCCAGAAUCGACAACACUAUCACCGAUGUGACUUUGGAUGAGGACAGCUUUGAGAUCGAGAACUGUGGCCUACAAAGCGGUCCCGAGUCUUCAGAGACAUUGGCUCACGACAAGAAACACCUGUCGUCCUUCACUUUGUCCGAGGCAGGUGUAGUCAAGAAGAAGUCGAGAGACAUGUACUUCAUCCCCAAAGACGAGAUCGAGAUCCUGUCGAGCGGCGGCAGGCGGAUCAAUCGUAAGGCUUCGCUGAUCAAGAAGAAGCCCGAGGAUCCAACAAACGCGUCCCAGGAUAAAAGACUUUAUUCGUCAGUGGACAAUCUUCAACUAGCCAAAGUAUCUUCUAGGAGUAACGACAAGGUUCUUAGGCCUAAGAACAGCAAGCUGAUCGGUUCAGCGGACAAUAUUCGGACCUCGAAGAGUUCUAGGAGAUGCAAAUCGUUGCAGAGGUCCGCUGAUAACGUGAGGUACGUGGAUUCGUCUACGGAUAAUUUGGAUUCCCUGGUAGAGAGUCUGGAUAAGGAAGAAGAGAAUCAGGGUACUGUCGAUUGGACGGACAAGCCGAAAAUCAGGGACAACGAAACGGUGAAGAUGAUCCUGACGAAGCAUGGUAUUAAGAUAAUCAGUGAGAAGGAGACCGCUCUGUAAUCGAGGGACGGAGGAAUAGUCGGAUGCAAUGAGAAAUGUUGUUUUGUCGGAGGAAACCGCUCACAUUAGUUCGAACAGAGUAAAAUAUACGUGACACAAAUUAGCUGGAACUCUCGUUUAGGUAAAAUUUGCAAACUUUAGCCUCUUGUGAUGACCGGUACCUAUCGCCUUCAAAUGAUACAAGAUUUUUCACGUAUAAUUAGACUAGCUAACGAAUACGUAUAUUAUCGACACGUUCGGCUCAGAGGAACUGGUUCUUAUCGAGCGACGAGAAUGCCACGUUACAAUUAAUCCUGCUCAUAGAUUCUACUUAAUUGAACCGUGAGAGGUCGACGUCUGAGAUUUUUCUUAUGUCGUGUUUCUGUGCGGGGGAUGUUUAUAUUAUCGUGGUGUUUUUAUUCUUUCAUUAUUUAUUUGUUUCUUUAUUGUACGGACGUUUGUUGUAUGUAGCAUAAUAGGUAUUCUAUGAUUCAUUGGAACACUAUUGUGUUAUAUUAUAAGUAAUGUUGAUUAAUUUUAAGAACAUUUUUUAUUAUCUUAUAACAAGUGGUAUCUUGUAAAUAAUGUUGAUUAAUUUUAAGAACAUUUUUUUAGAGUCAUAUACAUAUUUCUUAUGACCCUUACAAAUUUUGCCAUUUUAAUUCUGAAAUUACAUAUUUCUAUAAUCUACAAAAUAACAGCUCGCAUUCCUUUUAUUUUAAAGGGAUGUUUCAGUAUCAUUACUUCUUCCUGAAUUAUGUAUUAAACAGUAUUCUUCGAAUACUCAUUUAUUCUCCCAACAAUUUUAACACUAAAAAACGUUAUAGAGCGACUGACGCAAUUUCAUUUUAGAAAUUAAAAAUGAUAAAAGAGACCAAUUUCGUGCGAACAAAAUUUAGGUAGAAUGUAAAAACAUUUUACCUAUUUAAUUUAUUUAACCUAUUUUUAUUUCGAAGAAAAAGCAAAGAGAAAGUUUAAUUUUAUAUUUUCAAUCUAUACAUUUCCCGGAGGAAUUUAUCAUUUAUUCUGUACCUUUCAUUUAACUUAUUAUUUCUAGCAUUCACAAUCACAAUCUCGCGUAAUCCAGUACAAGCUCAAAAAAUUCCAGAUAGAAUCCUAAAACGAGAUUCCAUCUCAGAACGCGACCUCUCGGGGAUUGAGAUCGCGUUUCACGCGACGAGGAGAGAAACGGGAAUCUCGAAGCGUAAUUAUUAUGCCGCACGUUGAUCGUCGUAAAUAGGAAGAGUUCUAAUUAUAAUAUGCAUACAGGAACACAGGCCUUUGUAAAACUCCUUUUAGAAAGCGCAAGAAGAGAACGAAUAUUAUAUAUAAAUAUAUAUAUCGCGUUAACGAGUAACGAAUUAAUUUAAGAGCCGCCACUGUUCAACCGUAAUUAACCGAUUAAAAUCGUUGACGCGUGCGUUGGAAAGAAAGAUUUCGAAGCUUCACGAUAGGUAUCAAAAUGGUACCCGUUAGAAGACACGCAGAGCGUUCUUCGCUUCGAAUUCUUUGCAACUCACGGGCACAGGGGGCGGUACAUUAUCGAGACAAUCCUAAUAACGUGUCAAUACUAAGGAAGAUCGUUUCAAUUAAAUAUAUUCUACGUACUAUGUAAGCGAUAUACGACGGGCUGCGGUACAUCGAUCAAAGAAGCCGUUCCGCCAACGCGUCCGUUAAUUUCGAUGUUGCGACCAAGUAUGAUCUGCCCAAAGUAACUUUCAUUCGAGACGUGCCAAUUGUUUUUUACACUUUUACAGACCGUGUUUUUUACAUCUGUCGUGUGCCACGGCAGUAUAGCUUUUCAAAUCGUUGACACUUUCGUGCGUUAAGGAAAUCGGAAACGAUUCUUUAAUUUGCAUCACUUUCACACGGCGAAGCGUCUCGGGCCGUAGACUUUUUUAGAGAGCUGACGGGGAGAAGGCGCGGAAACGACAUUCACCGAUUCGAUCCACUUUUUUUCUUGUUUCGGAAUUUGAAACGAGCGCGAAAGGAUACGUGCGUGAGCGUUUGUAGGUAGAGACGAAUUUGGAUUAUUUCACUGUUCGAGGAUUUUGAUUAUUUAAAGUGAAUAAUUUAUAAUAUGUCGGUAUAACGACGAUAGAUUCGGGGUAGUGGGAUGGAUUAAGGGUUUAAUAGAUGGGGUCAGGUUGAAUAGACGCUUGAGUAGUCGCUUAAAGACAAGAAACCACUCUGAUUUGAUAUGCUUAUAAAAAUAUUUCACCUAUUAUUUCGGAAGAAUUGAAUAUGUAUAAGGUAUGCACAUAUCACUGAAGUACAAAAAACAUUUUCAUUCCAUCAUCAAUUGAAUUACAAUGUUUGCUCAAUAAAAAUUUCUCUCAUCCUUCGAGUUUGAAAUUCGAAUUUUACUGUCGGUUACCUCCGAUUCUGAAGACUAUAUAAGUUCGUGGAUUGGUUACAAAUGUUCAGUAAUCGCUGCAAUUGAUUUGCCGGAAACGUUGGAACACCUUGUCGAUGGAAAUUUACAAAAGCAAUGAGUAAACGAAAGAAAAGGAAGGAAUUUGAUUUGUCCUGUCGAUUUCUUUCUGAUGGUUCCUUUUUUCGCUACAAACGCUCCAGCGCCUGUUCCCUUCGUUUUAGACUCGCCGAAAGGGACGAAUCGAUCGAAAUUGUUGUCGCCGCGGCCUCUUCCUGUAAGUAUGGCAGUUUGAUCAAGUCUGUCUUUCCUUUUAUAUAUCCUGUUUGCACGGUGUCAUGCGCUUGAGAAAUCCCUACGGCGGUUAUUGUUCUCACGGCCGAGCCUCGAAUGCAUCCAGCUGCGAUGAGACCGUUCGCUGUUCGUGGAACGAGACUCCGCAUUACUUACCGAAAUCUCCGUGUAUGCUGUUUUGUUUUAACUCUUUUUCAUACACGAUACUUGUACUUACCUUGAACACCUCGGCUGAACCCCGUUUCGGAACCGUCUUACGCUUAGGUGCAAAUGGAAUUGAGAAAUUGUUGUUUUUUCGAUUUUGUGGCUGAGCUUCUUAGGCGUAACCUCUGUUCUAGUGCCUAAUUUUCCAUUGUUUCUGCGGGGAAUGAGACGUUCGAGGAGCAUCGUGUGUCACUGGGAAUGAUUUUGUUGAGAGAGAACGAUUCUUUUCAGUUCCGGGAAAACUCUCCCCUUUACGUUGUUACGAUAUCUCCCCUUACCACCAACCCCUGUUUUUGUUGGUAUUGGUAUUUACGCAAAUCUUAUUUAUUCACCCCUAAAACAAACUCUGUCCGCUGUUCUUUGUCAUUGUAUAGUGACGUAGAUAGACGAAGGUGGCGAGUAAAUGCUCAAGCUGACGAUAUUCUACACUUAACCCUUUGGGGACGCCGUUCUGUUUAACCCGUUGGACGCCAUUUUGGAACUCUCGCGUGCCACUCUCGUGUUGUUCUUUUCUGCGUGAAUAUUCGGUUGAUUUCGUGUGAAACAAAAUUGUCUUCCCUAUAGUGAACUAUUUUUUGAACAUCGUCCUAUUUUGAAUUAUAAUCGAUAAAUGCGAAGUAUCUCCUUAUGGGAUAAGACGGGUGUUUAAUAAAAAUAUAUUUAAUAAAUUUGAUAAAAAUUCUUUUUCAUAGAUUUGUACGAAGUAUGUAUGUUAUUUUUCCGUUCGGAAAUUGAGAAUUGAAGUAUUAGAGAUACAAGACAGUCGCCGAUGAUAGAGAGUAUGGCAACCUGGAGGUAUCCCGGCCUUCGACCGCAAAGGGUUAAUUAACAAAGUGCUUCCUGAGUGCGACUGAAACGGCCUUAGGCCGCCCUUGUAUCUUUUUCAACCAACUCCGCUUCUUUUUCUACUCCUGUAUCUCCGUUACUUUGUGUCUCUAUUUUAAAUUAUUUCGCGGGACAUGUGUAAUGUGUUUGGCCAUCGCGACUUCUAUCAUGCACUCGGUACGGCCGAGAAGAAUUAGCCAAAGUAUUCUUUGAAACAAUUGCAAAAUUCACGAAGGAAAAUAUUCCUAAGAAUCCUCUGUUAUUUUAAAACAUCAAGGAAAUGAGGGAAACGGAUACGCAAUAAGGUUUGGACUUACUUAAGGAAAUUGGAAUUAAAUUGAAAAGUAAUAUUGUAUUCAGAUAUACUGAAAUGGGAAUCGGCGCUCUAGUUUUUUUAAAGACGAUUUUAAUCAAAUAAAUUUCUGAACAAAAUUUCCUGGUAAAAGAAGUUCGAAGUAAAAGUAUUUUCCAAGAUUUAAUUAUUUUCUUGUUGCAAAAUGAAGAAUGAAUGAAGAUGGUAGAAGUCUAUAACUAACCAAGUUCAAUUUCUGAUUAUCAAUGUUUCAAAAAUAUAAACCUAGUAAUUUCCCUUGAUCUCUUAGGUCUGCGACUAACAUGAAAUUUUACAUAAAACGUUCGAGUGGACAAAGAAUUUAACAGUUUAGCAAAAGAGUCUCGAAGAUAUCAAUUUAGCAGCAAACAGUAUCAAUUCUCCUCGACGUUUACUUCAAAAAUUAACCUAAUAUUAAUCAAAUAACUAAAUCAACCCUGCAAAGAUUCUCCGAGGUUAAGGCACGCAAGGUAUUCAUCAGUAAAAAUAGAUAACCUUAAAAAAUAAGCAAAAGUAGUAUAUAAUCGAAAUGGCACGAGUAUUAUCAAUCCAAAAUGAAGAUUAUAUACUGGCCCAGAUCUUGUACCCAAUGUUAAUCGUCAGAAGAAGAAGACAGAUUGACGUUCCCAAGGGAAUGAAACAAUGAAAAGAAAGAAUGAUUCGAAAAGAAAAGUGAGAAGGAAAAAUAAAUUCGAUGGCAUAAUAGAAGUCGAUGUGUGGUUCGGUUCUGAUGGAGCAUGUGAUAUGUGUU